Cannabis sativa is the source of this 1545-nucleotide messenger RNA. RefSeq lists its product as uncharacterized. The transcript is spliced from 2 exons. Gene Ontology annotation, cellular component: cytosol; nucleus. Bases 800 to 1438 code for a protein of 212 amino acids. The record is from RefSeq and is a predicted model, not a curated record. Gene Ontology annotation, molecular function: metal ion binding. Lineage: Eukaryota; Viridiplantae; Streptophyta; Magnoliopsida; Rosales; Cannabaceae. Gene Ontology annotation, biological process: tRNA wobble uridine modification; protein histidyl modification to diphthamide.
CGAUAAUUGGUCGCGGCGGGCUUAUGACCCGACCCGAUGUCCAGUUAUUUAUAUUUAGGGAACAAAAAAACAGAUUUUUAUUCUGAGAUCGAAACUGACGGAGCCGGAGCCGGCGGCGGAGGAGAGUGUCCGACAAGAGAAGCAGCUUGUGACGGUGGCUUAGGGUAAUGGUCGACAUGGAUAAUCACUAUGCUCUUUAAUACUUUCAAUAUAAAGAUUCAGGCACAAAUAGAAGAAGAAGAAGAAGAAGAAGAAGAAGAAAGCUAUAAUAGGGUGUCAUUGUCUGAAUCUUAACAACCUUGUUGUCUUGUCUAUACACAACUUAGAUGUUUAGGAUUUUAAUUCUGAUGUUUCAUGUCUUAUCACUCUUCCAAAUUCAAUUCUAGUGGUUUUGGAUAAUAGUGUGGUGAGAACCAAGUAAUCCAAGCUCAAGAAAACAGUAGCAAAACAGUAGAAAAUUAUAUUGAAUAUAUUAUGAGAAAAGCUCCUUAGGCCCCUUUGAUUUGCAUACCCCAAACAAAGUGAUAAGACUCUGUUUCGAUCAACCAAACCAGUAGCAAUUAGCACAACACAGCAGUAAGAAUAGUAGCAGAAAAACAAACUCUACUGAGGAUUGGGUUUGAUGUUGUAUUUGUUGCUGUAAUUCUUUUUCUUUUUUUAUUGAUUCAUCAGUAUGAAUAUCUGCAACCUUUUGUGAAUUUGUGUGUUUUUUUCUAAAUGGUUCAUUGCUAUGUGCAUUUUCAGCAAAAUCUGAUAAAAACCAAAAAGAACAAAAAAAAAAAAAAAAUAAGCAACGAUUAUGCUGUUUGACAAGAGCAGCAUUCAGGAGACUCACUAUGACAUUUUAUCUGUCAAAGAAGAUGCAACUUAUGACGAAAUACGCAAAUGCUACCGAUCUGCUAUUCUCAAGUCUCAUCCCGAUAAGUUGCAAAACGAAUCUGAGAUGAUUUCUCCUCUAGGAGGCAAUGGCAAUGGCAAUGGUUGUUUGACUUCAGAGGAAAAUUUUCUCAAGGUACAGAAGGCUUGGGAAAUACUCAGCAAUCCAAAGUCACGCUCGGUUUAUGAUAAUGAGUUACGACGAGCUUUAAGGCAGGAUGAUGAUGAUACAGAAGAAGAAGUGAUCUUAGAAGAUAUGAUGGUUGAACUUGAAGAUGAAGAUGAAGAAGAAAGAAAUACGAUUCAAUUUUUUAACCAAUGCCGGUGUGGUGAUUACUUCUCUGUUGAUUCUUCAGAGUUAUCGAAAAUGGGGUAUCCUUUGUUGAUGAAGAGGAAAGGUGGGACCAAGAUAAUAUCUUUACAAACAACAAUGAAUGAUGAUAAUAGUGAAGAUGGUUGUGAUGCUUUACCACCACCAGCCUCAAUUCUACUUCCAUGUGGAUCUUGUUCUUUGAGAAUCAAAUUAUUAAUCAAUCCAGGUUUUUGUGUAUCCAUUCAUUAAUGAUUAAAUAACACACACAUGAAUUAUUGAUUCAAAAUCUUUGAUGGGUUUUUUUUAUAGACAUACAUAUAAUUCUUCUAAGUAAACAAAAUCAUAAUUUUGAAUUC